Molecule: messenger RNA, 3604 nt
Organism: Grus americana (Whooping crane)
Lineage: Eukaryota; Metazoa; Chordata; Aves; Gruiformes; Gruidae
Product: purine nucleoside phosphorylase-like
Exons: 5
Coding region: 192-821 (209 amino acids)
Biological process (GO): nucleoside metabolic process
Cellular component (GO): cytoplasm
Molecular function (GO): purine-nucleoside phosphorylase activity
Source: RefSeq, a predicted model, not a curated record
UACGUGCCCGUACCGUCCAGCACCCAAAGACUGCCAUCAUCUGUGGAUCUGGACUGGGAGGUCUGGCCGAUGUGUUGGUUAACAAGACAGUCUUUCUGUAUGAGGACAUCCCUCAUUUCCCACGGAGCACAGUUGCAGGGCACGUUGGCCGGUUGGUGUUUGGGGAGCUGAACGGACACCCCUGCGUGUGUAUGCAGGGACGUUUCCACCAUUACGAAGGAUACUCCAUCAGCACAAUCACCUUUCCCAUCAGGGUCUUCUUUCUCCUGGAGGUGGAGAACUUGAUUGUCACAAAUGCUGCUGGGGGACUGAAUCCCCACUUCCAACCCGGGGACAUCAUGUUCAUAAGAGAUCACAUCAGCAUGUUUGGCUUAGGAGGGCAGAAUCCGCUGCAUGGACCAAACGAUGAGAGGUUUGGAGUGAGGUUUCCUUCCAUGUCAGAUGCUUACGAACAAGAUCUGAUCGGCCUGGCGAUGGAGAGCGCGCAGGAGCUGGGCUUUCUGAGCUUCAUCCGAGAAGGAGUGUACUGUCUGGUGGCCGGUCCCUGCUAUGAAACCGUCGCUGAAUGCCGUGCGCUGCAGGCGCUGGGAGCGGAUGCUGUAGGCAUGAGCACUGUCCCAGAAGUAAUUGUAGCCAGGCAUUGUGGCCUCCGCGUCCUUGGGAUCUCCCUCAUCACCAACAAAGCGGUGAUGAGCUACAACAGUCAAGAGAAAGCCAACCAUGAGGAAGUGCUGCGCAUCUCGGUGGUCCGGGCUGAAGCCCUGCAGAAGUUGGUCACGCAUCUCCUUGGCAAGCUGGGGGAAAGCACAAACUCUGCAUGACCUCCAGCCCUUUAUCAUUCAUAUUGUAGCCUGUGAACGCUAGCAAGUGCUGGGGGAGAGCUGUUGGUGAGACCGUCCCCUUCUGCUGUCCUGAUUUUUGAAUAGACCUUUUGAUCUUUGUCCCUGUGCUCUAGCUGGUCAGGUGCAGAGGUUUGCUUUCAACGUUGCCAGAAUGAUCCUGUUAGCAGCCAGUGACCAAAACACCCUUCUGGCACUUAAACAGGGUCUGACCUCAGGCAUGUUCCCAAACCCGUAUAUCAGCAAUGAGCCCCUCAGUACCGCGAGUUCCAGCUCCCCCUCGUUCCGCUGCAGAGCGUUUGGUGUUUCUUGCCUGCGGUGCUGCAGCACCCUCCUGCCUUGCAUCUCUGCUCCCUCAUUGCACUGAGCCCCCAGGUUGAGAGCUGGUCACAGGGCUUGGUGCCUGCUGGGAUGCUUUGGAAGGAUCUGAUCUGAAGCUGGUGGAAGUCCAUAAAAAGACUCUGCGUUUUGGAUGAGGACCUGGGUAUGUAAAGCAGGUUAGGCUAAGGAUGAGAUCUGUCUGGAAUGAGCAAUGCUGCAGAGCAGGCAGAUUGCAGCUGACUUUACAGCUUUGAAAAACCACUGUGUCCCCAUGCACGGGGUUGUGUUCCCUUACCACCCCUGAAAGUCUCACCAGAAAGCUUUCUCUUUGCUUGCUUCUUGGGUCUUCAUGACCAGCUUCAGAGCUCAGUAGUUGUUUGCUACAAUGCAGCAUGUUGCCAACACCCCCCCCCACCUCUCCACUCUGUUUCCAGCCUUGAAUCGCUAUUGCCCUGUUUUACAGGGGUGAAAGUGAAGCUCAGGUACAAGGCAUGUCCAUGCAUGGUGUGAAAGUGGCCAAGCUGGAGACAGGAUCCAGGUCCAGCUCUGCUUUGUUCAUUCUGUUUCUGGAUGUCUUGGAGAUCAGCAGCUUGAACCCCUUGCACUGGACACUGGUGUCACUUUGGUGUCCCAAGACAGAAAUCGGUCUGACCCAGCAUAUCACCCCAGCUCUGCUCUGCUGCAGUCCCUGCUGCAGAUGUUGGAGCACCAAUGGUUUGUGGAGUUUAUUGAUGUGAAAUUACAGUGGAAAUUAUUUUGGAAUAGGUAUGAUGUUUAUCUGGCUGUCCUGGUCUACUUACAUGAAGAAACUGAGCCCAGCAGUAAAGGAGUAAAGGACUAAGAGGAGGCCACCAUGCUCCCUUUUACCGGUGUGCCGAUGAUCUGUCAAGGCAGGGUGACUGCUCACCAGAAUGAUGCAUUAUUCAUUGUCCCCCAAAGGUCAAGCUGAGCUAUGGAUGCAGCUGGAUGUGAAGCAGUGACUGUAAUUAUUAGGUAACCUUUUCCCCUUCAUUUAUCUUGGAGUUCUCUGUAAAGCCCAUAACUGUCCUAGCUAAAUGUUUGCGGUGGACACUGGUCUGAACUGAAGACACCCAACUGCUCAUGGAGAGCUCCCAGUCUACCUUCCUAAAUUUAGCUGAUGAAUUGUUUACUGUUGGUGCUUGCCCUGCUGCAGCCUUCAGCCUUUUGUGAUGUUUCUUCAGCUCCAGGUGCAAAAGGACAUUGGCCUGGUGAGUUGUUUAUUUCUGGAUGGGUAUUUGCUUGAAGCCCUUCAUGCUGCAGUUCCUGGUGUCACUGCUGCAUUAAUGGUGCAGAUGUUGCUGCUGGGAGGAACAGAGUUGUGCUGUGUCCUCCAUGAAAAGGUAGCACUGCAGGCGUAGGAGAGAUCUUGGGGUGGACUCCCCAUCCCCUUCUCUUCUCCUGUGGUCAGCCCUGACAAACAUCUGCCCAGUCUCGAGGACUUCUGGAGGGGGAGGAUUUGUUGCCUGUGCUCUGCUUGAAUGAGUUGCUCAUUCAGCAGCUCCUGGCACUUGGAGGAGCCCCCUGAGACAGCAGCUCUUUCCUUUUGGUGGGUCUGACUGUCAUGAUGAUCACAGGAACGAGCUCUGGUGGUAAAAUGCAAAGGGAAAGAGACUCCAGCUUCUCCUUCCACAAGGCUGUUGCCUUUUUGGUCUAGCAGGAGUGAAGUGCUCAUCAACAGUGGCAGCAAGAGCAGGGAAAUACAAAAAGCAGCAGAUGUGCAGAGCAAGAAGGACCCACUUCUACCUGCUCCCUUUUCAGACUUGUCCCAGUAUGAGCUUGUUACAGGGCAGAGAGGGAGCAGAUCAUUUCCCCUGCCUAGAAAAUGGUGCUUCACAUUCAUCUAAUUAAUACUUGGUAAAUACAAAGUCUCCUGAGUGAGUGGAAGACAGCUGUGCAGCUAGCUGUAGCUAGAGAGCAGCUGGGGUAGCUAAGGCUGGGAUUUCAGCAGACUCUGUUAAUUAAUCAGAGUCAGGCUGGACUGUGAGGUGAAGGGAAGCAUCCAAAAAACCUGCUGCUGUGCUGGUACUUCUUGAGCCAGGCUUGAGAUGAGGAGGAGGAGGAGGAACUUGGCAGUGGCACCUGCUUUUGGUAGGCUGGCUCUGCUCCUCUCACCCCAGGCACAGUGUGACACCUGUACUGAUGUGAAAUGUGUAUCUGAACACAACUUCAAUACAACUUGAAAUUUCAGCUGAAAAUCACCAUGCAGCUAAAUCUUUGGCAAAUUAUGUCUUUUUAAAGAAAUGGCAUUUGAGUCCUCUAACAACACUUGGGGGUUCUUCUUUCUGCUGUCCAGGGUUGACUCGGGUGGCUCAAACUCUGCUUGAGCAUCCCAGGUUUUGUCCCUGUAAAUGAUGAGAGAAAGGGAAAAUUGCCUUGGGCAUGUUAGGAGGGAUGGUGCUUGUGUUUUAGGAGAGAGGGGGAAU